CUUUCUAUCCAUUUGCUUAGUUGUUGGGAAUCAAACUCUAAUAUUAUAAAUUGUUUUAUUGUUUCAUAUUGCGGAAAUUAUGUUUCCCACGAUUGCAUUUUAUUGUCGAAACACCAUUUCAAGAUCUCUAUUUGGAUAUAAUUGCAUUAAGUCGUUUGCUAGCGCAUCAACUGAUUCGCAUGCAGAGUUUCUAAAAGAGGGCAAAUCUUCUGAGGAAUCAAAAUUUGACGAUCGUAUAUUGUCUUCACUUGUUUGUCCAUUAAAUAAAAAGAAACUAAGAUAUGAUGAGAAACGUCAACUUCUAAUUAAUGAUGAACUUUCAAUCGGCUAUAAAAUUAUUAAUGGAAUCCCUAAUAUGAUACCUACUGAAGCUUUGAAACUUGAUAAUUAGUUCAGAAUAACUUUAUAGUUUUACUGUUGUUUCAAAAGUGAAUCUUUAGUUGUAGUUUAUCGUCAUAAAAUCAGAAGUUGUGGUUUUGUUGUAAUUAUUGAAAUCCAUUGUAUUAUUUGACUUUUAAUAAUUUGUUGUAGUGGUAAUAUUCUUUUAAAUUACUUACUGUAAUCACGUUAAGAUGGGUGAUAAUGCAGUUAAAUGUGGUUGUAAAGGAAUUAGAACAUGUUUGAUAUGUGAAAAAGAAAAAGGAAUUUCAGUUGAACCAAGCCUUGAAGAGGAAACUGUGGUGUACAUUUACUGUCCUUAUUGCAAUCUAUGUUGGUCUGAAGCUGGCAAUUCAGUUGAUCCUCUGUAUAUUGACAAAAUAGCACUUAUUCCUGAUUUCAUUAACAAAGAGGAAGAAUCUUAUUUAGUUUCAUCAAUUGAUGAAUUACCCUGGAUGCCUUCACAAUCUGGAAGGAGAAAACAAGAUUUUGGACCCAAGGCCAACUUUAAGAAGAAGAAGGUAAAACUGGGAGAUUUUAAAGGAUUUCCUUCUUUUGCUAAAAACAUGAUUGAGAGACUUCAUUCUGUGGAUGAUCUUGUAAAUUUUUUCCCUGUUGAAUUAUGUCAUUUAGAAUAUACCCCUGACAGAGGUUCUUCAAUCCAACCUCACAUCGAUGAUCUAUGGUUAUGGGGUGAUAGACUUGUAACUAUCAACCUCCUGUCAAAAACUAUUUUAACUUUAACCCCAACUGUUAAUAGCUGUUUAAAUUGUCCUGAAGAAAUGCAAUGUACUAACAUUGUUUCUGCCUUAUCAGACAAAUUUAACUUUAAAGAAAAGGUCAAGCUUUGUAACCAUCAAUUUAAUCAUGAAGUUUUUAGAGACAAGCACCACUCUGAUGUAAAAAGUAUUUGUUCUGAAUAUGACACGAAAAGUAUAAAAAGUGUAAAACCAGCCGUUGAGAUCGUCUUGCCCCCCAGGUCUUUAUUUGUGCUCUCUGGCUGUGCAAGAAAUAAUUGGUUUCAUGAAAUUAAACGGCAGGACGUUACAUCUAGAAGGCUGGCAAUGACAUUUCGUGAACUUUCUGAAAAUUUUCUUACUGAGAAUGCUGAUGCAGAAGAAAUUUGUUGCAAGCUUCUAACAAUAUCUCAACAGUUUUGUGAUUUUAGCAAAGGAAAUGUGUGACUCAAAUUUAUGAUUUUUAUUACUGUAAUUAGUGCAUUUUUAUUAUAGUAAAGUAUGAUAUGAAA
Molecule: messenger RNA, 1627 nt
Organism: Parasteatoda tepidariorum (common house spider)
Lineage: Eukaryota; Metazoa; Arthropoda; Arachnida; Araneae; Theridiidae
Product: alpha-ketoglutarate-dependent dioxygenase alkB homolog 4
Biological process (GO): demethylation
Molecular function (GO): oxidoreductase activity; demethylase activity
Source: RefSeq, a predicted model, not a curated record